GAAGAAGUGAAGUAUCAGAGAGACUGUAAUAAAGACUCCUGAAUUUCUGGUCAGAAGGCGCACACGUUUUUCACGGUGUUUGAGAGCGGUAAAGAGAGAGAGAGCAAAUAAAUACUCUUUAAACAUCAGUCGGAGCGUGGUCUCAUCUGUACCAGAAGAAAACCUUCGGGAGCAGCUACAGUGAAAAACGUUGCUGUUUAUGGGAGUGAGUCAGGAAAGAGUUUCGCUAGCGUUUCAGUGAGGAUUGGAAGGACACGUGUUUCGAUACUCCAUUGCCACGUUCCACGGGAGGAUCUGCCUACAAAUCCCAGCAUUCGUUGCACGCGACGUCAGGAGCUUCAACACCCGAUUCAGCGCGAAGCAGGUUUGGCACGCAAUAAGAAGACGGUUUUGAAGUGAAGGGCAGCAACAGAAAGGGAAUCGUUCUAACAUCUUUGGACUAUUCUGUGUACAAUAAGUAAUAACGCUGUUGGGACGUCAGGUUAGGCAUCUUUAAAUUUGGAAAUAUAGUCAUAUUCAUAAUUGUUGAUAUUAACGUUUCUUGUUAUUCAUAUUAUGAAAGUUUUAAUUACGUAUUGUGUCUAAUAUGCUAUUUUGUUUUGUAAGUUGAACAGAAAUGUGUAGAUUGUUUUAUAAUUGAUGCAUAUUUUCAUGAGAAUUCUAUAAUUCACAUUUGAUUGUUUAAUAUUGCAAUGCAGUGCUUAUAAGUUUGUUAGUGAAAAUGGAAGAAGUAAUUGAGGCUUUAGAAAACGAGAAGGCGCAAUUAUAGAAGACAUUAGAAACAGAACUUGAAAAUUCAGAAAGACAAAUGGUUGAAGAGCGCAUAGCUGAAAUUUAUGCCAAGCUUGAAAUACACAGAGUAGGGCUACAGGAGCAACCAUCUGAUGUCGAGCAGCAGGUUAGGCGCUCAGAAAGAGCUAGAUGCCCCACAGAAAAAAUGCUUGAGUUUAAAGAAAAUGAGAUAGCUAGGAAGGAAAGAAAGUUUAUGCUCCUGUAUGUAAAUUUCAAAGCAGAGGUUCAGCUUAUCAGGUCUAAACUCAAGGAAGAAUUAUCCAAAGCUGAGUUAAGUGAAAUGAUUUUGGAUUUGGAAAAAUAUGAGUCAGAUCUGAAAAAGGAAUAUGAGGGUUUACGUGCACUGGCUACCCCGUCUCAAGAUAUAAGAAGAAAAAUGGAUAGCAGCAUCUCAGUAAUUAGUGAAAUAAUGGCAGUUCUGAAAAGGCGCUAUAUGGAAGCAGGUACCAAAAUGUUUGAUGCAGUUGCUGAGAAAGAAACUCUCCUCCAGUUACUCCAAAGAGAAGAAGCCAGGUCGAUUUAUGGUUCAACUGUAUCAAGAGCUGGACGUAGUAGUCAGCAAGGAAGUCACAUGUCAACAAAAAGGGCAGAGGCUGCAGCACGCUUGGCAGCAAAACGGGCUGAGAUUAACAGAGAAAGGGAAAUUUCUAUUCAGAGAAAGGAGGUCCUAGCCCAACAAGAGAGAUUAAAAAUGCUGGAAAAUCAAAGGGAUCUUGAAGUAAUAGAGGCAGAAUACAGUGUUUAUGCUGAAGAGGAAUUAAAGUUGAGUGCCGAAAUGGGAGAUAUUGAAAUAAUAACCACACUGCCUCCAAGUCAGUUUCCAACGCAGCAUGACAACAUUCCUCCUGCCCAAGUUCCUCAAAGCACUUCAGUUCCUGAAGAUAAAACUGAAUCAGCAUCGAAAGAAGCCUUGCUAGUUCAGGCAUUAAGAGAAUCCCUGGUAGUGACUAAACUUCUGGCACCAGAGCCAUUUGUGUUCACAGGGGACCCACUCAAAUUUAUUGAAUGGAGCACCUGCUUCAAGGCCUUAAUUGAAACAAACUGCACAAACCCAGCACAUAGGUUGUUCUAUUUGAAAAGAUACAUAAGUGGAGAAGCACUGAGCGAAGUAGAAGGAAUGUUUUAUAGAAGCGAUGGGGAAGCAUACACGAAAGCUUGGGUUGCAUUGAACAAACGUUAUGGUCACCCCUUUGUAGUCCAAAGAGCAUUCCGAGCAAAACUGAGUACCUGGCCAAAGAUUGGACCAAGAGAAUCUCUUAAAUUGAGAGAGUUUAGUGAUUUCCUCAUCUCAUGCAAGUAUGCAAUGCUGCACAUACAGGGCUUAAAGAUUUUGGAUGAUUGUGAGGAGAAUCAGAAAUUAUUGCAGAAGCUACCUGAUUGGCUAACAACCCAGUGGAAUUGAUAUGUUAGUAAAGCACUGAGUGAUAACAAACCUUAUCCAAGCUUCCAGGAAUUUUCAGACUUUGUGGAAGAGGAAGCGUGCAUUGCAUGCAACCCAAUUUCCUCACUUUAUGCAUUGAAACAUACAGAGGAAAAGCCUGUAAAGGAACAAAGGCAUCUUAAGGCAAGCACCUUAAUGACAUCAACAAAGACAUCUCAAGAUCCAAAAUCCACUUUGAUCCAAGAGGAUAACAAAGAUUCCAAAACUAGCUCUUCCGCCACUCAAAACUUGAGGCAAGUAGAAUGUGUCUGUUGUCAACAAAAUCACUUUAUAUAUAAAUGUAAAAAAUUUGUAGCAAUGUCUUUGGAGGAAAAGAAAAAAUUUAUUGUCGACAACAACAUGUGUUUUGGCUGCCUUAGGGUUGGCCACAUUUCCAAAAAUUGGAAUUUCUGGUCAGAAGGCGCACACGGUAUGUUUAAUUUGUUAUCCUGACACCUGUGUAAUUCAUUAAUUGUUUAAUUUACUAGUUUUAUUGUAUUUUAGUUUUUCACGGUGUUUGAGAGCGGUAAAGAGAGAGCAAAUAAAUACUCUUUAAACAUCA
This is a messenger RNA of Erpetoichthys calabaricus (reedfish), 2774 nucleotides long. RefSeq lists its product as uncharacterized. The transcript has 2 exons. Bases 809 to 2194 code for a protein of 461 amino acids. The record is from RefSeq and is a predicted model, not a curated record. Lineage: Eukaryota; Metazoa; Chordata; Cladistia; Polypteriformes; Polypteridae.